Molecule: messenger RNA, 2599 nt
Organism: Syngnathus acus (greater pipefish)
Lineage: Eukaryota; Metazoa; Chordata; Actinopteri; Syngnathiformes; Syngnathidae
Gene: pak1
Product: p21 protein (Cdc42/Rac)-activated kinase 1
Exons: 17
Coding region: 327-2036 (569 amino acids)
Biological process (GO): intracellular signal transduction; protein phosphorylation; regulation of axonogenesis
Cellular component (GO): cytoplasm
Molecular function (GO): protein serine/threonine kinase activity; ATP binding
Source: RefSeq, a predicted model, not a curated record
CAUCGCCGGGGAGGCACCCCGGUGGCUAGCUAACAAUAGGCCGGGAGAGGUUGCUCAGCUCGGCUUGGGGCAGCAGGACGAAGCAACACAGGUGGCGGAGUCACUUUAGGGGCGACUUCAGACGGCGUGGCACCGUCUUGGAUCCAUAUUUCGUUCCUAUUCAACUCCCUGCGGAUUUUGACCAACCAUCAGACAAAAGACCAACAAAGAUCGGGUCACUUCCUCACAAACGUUUGAACGGCUAACGGCCGUCAACAAAGCGCACUUUGUGGCCGGGUGUGACUGUCAGCGAGUCUUCCGAUCGAGUUUCAGUGCAUGAACAGAAAAUGUGCGACAACGGGGAGGUGGAGGACAAGCCGCCGGCCCCGCCCAUGAGGAACACCAGCACGAUGAUUGGCCCGUGCGGCAAAGACCCCGCCCCCGUCAAUCACGGCUCCAAACCGCUGCCCCCCAACCCUGAGGACAAGAAAAAGAAAGACCGAUCCAUUCGCUUCAUCCUGACGGGCGGCGGUGACAAGACGUACAAAAAGAAAGAGCGGCCCGAGAUUUCUCUCCCAUCUGAUUUCGAACACACCAUCCAUGUCGGAUUUGACGCCGUCACGGGCGAGUUUACCGGCAUGCCUGAGCAGUGGGCCCGCCUCCUGCAGACGUCCAACAUCACCAAACUGGAGCAAAAGAAGAAUCCUCAGGCUGUGCUUGACGUUCUCAAGUUCUACGACUCCAAGGAAACCAGCAACAGCCAGAAAUACAUGAGCUUCACAGACAAAAGCGCAGAUGUCUUCGCAUCGUCCACCACAACGAUCUCCAAGAGCGUCUCGGAGAUGCCCGCCAUCUCCACCGUGUCGGAGGAUGAAGACGAGGACGAAGCCGAACCGCCGCCCGUCAUCGCCCCACGGCCGGAACACACUAAAUCGAUUUACACCCGCUCUGUCAUCGAGCCCCUUCCGCCUCCUCCCACCAAAGACGCCGCCACCUCCCCCAUCGUGGUGCCAACCUCCUCCGCGACGUCCGCCACAGCCGUCACCCCGCCCGGUUGCUCUGCCACGGAAGGCGCCCCGGCUCCCAGUAGCCCGCCGGGGGCCGCCCCUGCGCCCGGGCCCUCCUUGCCCCGCCCUCAGGACAAAGGACGCAAGAAGAAGAUGUCGGAUGAGGAGAUCUUGGAGAAGCUCAGGACCAUUGUGAGUGUCGGAGACCCGAAAAAGAAAUACACUCGCUUUGAGAAGAUUGGACAAGGCGCAUCCGGCACGGUUUAUACAGCCAUCGACAUCGCCACUGGACAAGAGGUGGCCAUCAAGCAGAUGAAUCUGCAACAGCAGCCUAAGAAAGAACUCAUCAUCAAUGAGAUCCUGGUCAUGAGGGAAAACAAGAACCCCAAUAUCGUCAACUACCUGGACAGUUACCUGGUUGGUGACGAGCUGUGGGUAGUGAUGGAGUACCUGGCCGGCGGCUCUUUGACUGAUGUGGUCACAGAGACUUGCAUGGAUGAAGCUCAGAUAGCAGCCGUGUGCAGAGAGUGUCUGCAAGCGUUGGAGUUCCUCCACUCCAACCAAGUCAUCCACAGAGACAUCAAGAGUGACAACAUCCUGCUCGGGAUGGACGGAUCCGUCAAACUCACCGACUUCGGCUUCUGUGCUCAGAUCACUCCAGAGCAGAGCAAACGGAGCACCAUGGUGGGCACGCCCUACUGGAUGGCUCCGGAGGUGGUGACCCGCAAAGCAUAUGGCCCUAAAGUGGACAUAUGGUCCCUCGGCAUCAUGGCCAUCGAAAUGGUGGAGGGCGAGCCGCCAUACCUCAAUGAAAACCCGCUCAGGGCACUCUAUCUGAUCGCCACCAAUGGGACGCCGGAGUUACAGAACCCUGAGAAACUGUCAGCCACCUUCAGGGACUUCCUGAAUCGAUGUCUAGAGAUGGACGUGGAGAAGAGAGGCUCGGCCAAAGAAUUGCUGCAGCACCAGUUCCUGAAGAUGGCCAAACCUCUCUCUAGCCUGACCCCGCUCAUCGUGGCCGCUAAGGAGGCGGCCAAGAACAACCGCUAACUUGCGCCUGCCAACCCUCCUUCUUCUUUUUCUCCUCCUCUUGCUCGAAACUGGACUCUCAGAGGCGGCAGGGACCAAGCCAAUGAUGUCAUUGGUGUGAUCAGUGAUGUCAUCAGCAGAGAGAAGGACUCAAUUCACUGUUUUCUAUAUGUGUGCUUGCGUGUGUAUCGUCUGCUAUCUGAAUGUCUUGUUUUUAUUUGAUCUUUUUUAAAUCAGUGUGUGUGUGUGUGUGUAUGUGUGUGUGUGGGAGAAACGGUAAUGCUGGAAUAUCAAGUGAUUGUAGCAUCGACACGGCUUAGCUUAGCUUUGCGUAGCUACGUCCGUGGUCCAAUCGGCACUGUGAGUUAGAGACGACGAUUAAUAAUAAUAGUGAAAAUAAUAACUACAACACAUGUUCUCAAACUGGGGGUCACAAGCCACAGCUCGGGACUCUUAUUUGGAAGUCUAGCCGGCCAGUAACUGAACAAACUGGUCCGAUAAGUUGUUCCUACUAUACUAAAGCUUUCUGGCAUUGUGUGCGUGGUUGAAAGAAAAAAAACAAAACUCCGUUAUAAGGUGAUCCC